Messenger RNA from Postia placenta MAD-698-R-SB12, 1918 nucleotides. RefSeq lists its product as hypothetical. Gene Ontology annotation, molecular function: phosphate transmembrane transporter activity. Gene Ontology annotation, biological process: transmembrane transport; phosphate ion transport. Lineage: Eukaryota; Fungi; Basidiomycota; Agaricomycetes; Polyporales; Adustoporiaceae. The transcript has 10 exons. The record is from RefSeq and is a predicted model, not a curated record. Gene Ontology annotation, cellular component: membrane. The coding region runs from base 1 to 1644 and encodes 547 amino acids.
AUGGCUACAGAGAUCGUGUCGUCGAGCAGUUCAGGCCAUGGGGAGAAGGUCCCCGUCAGCAGCAUAGCAUAUGCGCUCGACGAGAAACGACGAGCGGCCUUGUCGGAGGUCGACAACGCCAAAUUCGGGUGGUUCCAUGUAAAGGUUUCUCUCGUUGCUGGCGUGGGCUUCUUCACCGAUGCCUAUGACAUCUUCGCCAUCAACAUUGCCGCAACAAUGUUGGGCUACGUCUACGGCAGGACUGCAAGUGGCUUUGCGCUGAGCUCGAACGAGAGUCUGGGUGUCAAAGUGGCGACUCCUAUUGGCAACAUCUUCGGUCAAUUCUUCUUCGGUUGGAUGGCGGAUGUCGUCGGUCGUAAGCGAAUGUACGGUAUUGAGCUUAUGAUUAUCAUCGUUGCGACAUUCGGACAGGCCGUCGCCGGUCAAGCGCGCGCAGUCAAUGUCCUCGGCGUCAUCAUAGCAUGGCGAGUUCUGAUGGGCAUAGGUAUCGGUGGUGAUUACCCUCUUAGUGCCGUGAUCUCGUCCGAGUUCGCCUCGACUCGCAGUCGUGGUCGGCUGAUGACCGCCGUUUUCGCGAACCAGGGCUGGGGCCAGCUCGCCGGCGCAAUCGUCGCGUACGUCGUCGUUGCUGCCUACAAGGAUGACCUUUUGAGCGAGACCACGGACAACCUGCGCUCGAUCGACUUCAUGUGGCGCAUCCUGAUCGGGCUUGGCUGUGUGCCAGGCGCGAUUGCCCUCUACUUCCGGCUCACCAUCCCUGAGACGCCGCGGUUCACCAUGGACGUCGAGCGCAAUGUCAAGCAGGCCGCGCAGGACGUCGAGAACUUCCUCACGACCGGCAGCUACUACGUCGACCCCGACGCCGUUGUGCAGCGCGUGCAAGCACCCAAGGCCACCCGCAGGGACUUCUUUGCGUACUAUUCGAAGUGGGAGAACGCGCGCCAGCUUAUUGGCUGCGCAUACUCAUGGUUUGCACUCGAUAUUGCGUUCUACGGCCUGGGCUUGAACUCAGCUAUCAUCCUCGAGGCCAUCGGAUUCGGCUCUCCGAGCUCCGACCUGAAGGGCACGCUCAAGAUCUACACGAACCUGAAGAACAUCUGCGUCGGGAACAUCAUCCUGACCGUGGCGGGGCUCAUCCCGGGGUACUGGGCGUCGUUCCUCGUGAUCGACUCGUGGGGCCGCAAGCCGAUCCAGCUGAUGGGCUUCAUCAUGCUGACGAUCCUGUUCAUCAUCAUGGGCUUCGGCUACGACGCGCUGACGGCGACGUCCGCGGGGAAGAAGGCGUUUGUGUUCCUGUACUGCCUCGCGAACUUCUUCGAGAACUUCGGGCCGAACACGACGACGUUCAUCGUGCCCGGCGAGGCGUUCCCGACGCGCUACCGCUCGACGAGCCACGGUAUCGCCGCGGCGAGCGGCAAGCUCGGUGCGGUCAUCUCGCAGGUCGGCUUCGCGCAGAUGGCGAACAUCGGCGGGACGAACAAGUUUGUGAAGCACAUCAUCGAGAUCCUGGCGUUCUUCAUGUUGACGGGCGUGUUCUCGACGCUGCUGAUCAAGGAGACGAAGCAGCAGUCGCUAGAAGACAUCUCGAACGAGAGGCAGGAUGGGUUCAUCGAAGGUGUCGCACCACUCGGCGAGCCAGUGUAGGCCGCGUGCAUAUGUCUCCAUCUUGCAUCUCGCGCUGUUCCCUCCCGCUGCUCUCCCCGACUCUCUCUGUCUCUCUGACAUGAUUUAUAUAUAUUGGCUCCCUCAUCGGCACGACCGCGCUCCUCGACUCGUCUCACGGGUGUAAUGUCACAAAACGCAUGUUAUACUAGAGUGUUCUACUAUUGGCGUCGCGUGUGGGCAGAGCACGUUGUGCGCCGGAUGCGCCUGGCAUACCCGUGUAUUCAGCAUGAAUGCAUCACUCUUUCUCACACUC